CAUCAGCCUGCAACAUUCCAGCCCGGCCUCCCGGGAGCCUGCAGGGACGACCCGCUCCGACUCGGUGUUUACCUGUUCGGAGAGACGCCACCUGCUGAUCUUCAACUGCACAUCCAGAGACCCUUCAGAUUUGACCUGUGACCUCAGAAAUGGGAAACGCCUACUAUAUCAGUAAAAAUGUGGCCAUGGGGCUGUUGGUGCUGGCGGUGGCUGCUCUGAUCACCAUUGUAGCUCUGUCGAUUUCCUAUCAUAAGGAAAGGAACCUACGGAGGUCUGGAACUGGAACUGUAGGCAGCACCAGCACCAGCAUGCCUCCACCUUCCACCACCUUCUUCAUCUCCAAGGAGCCCUGGGACCACUUCAGACUUCCAGACACUCUCACUCCUAUCUUCUAUAAUGUGACUUUGUGGCCUCGGUUGGAGCCCAACGCAGACGGUCUGUAUGUCUUCACGGGACAUUCAGUGGUGAUCUUCAGGUGCCUGAGCCAAACGGACCUCAUCAUCAUUCACUCCAGCAAACUCAACCUCACCACCUUCUACGGUCUCCACGCCAAGCUGAGAGGCCUCGAUGGAAUCACUGCACCCGCGAUUCAGCAGUCCUGGCUGGUGGCGAAGACAGAGUACCUGGUUCUUCGGCUUAGCAGCAGCUUGUCUGAGGGACGCUCUUAUGAACUUUACACCGAGUUCCAGGGGGAGCUGGCAGACGACCUGCAUGGAUUUUACAGGAGUGAAUAUGUUGAGGAUGGAGUGAAGAAAGUUGUUGCAACAUCACAGAUGCAAGCGACGUACGCCAGAAGAGCCUUCCCUUGCUUUGACGAGCCGGCCAUGAAAGCCGUCUUCAACAUCACCAUUGUCCACGAUCGAGCGAAGAUCGCCCUGUCCAACAGCAAGGACAGCCAUGUUGCAGACGCGGUCAUUGAAGGCGCGGAUGUCAAAGUGACCACAUUCGAACCAACAGCCAGAAUGUCCACCUACCUGCUCGCUUUUAUUGUCUGCGACUUCGAUUCAAUCGACACAACACAAAAUGAUUUACUGAUCAGAAUUUGGGCCAGAAGAAAAGCUAUAGAAGAAGGUCAAGGUAACUACGCUCUCAACGUUACAGGUCCCAUCCUGAAAUUCUUCGAGCAGUACUACGACACACAGUAUCCACUCUCCAAGUCAGAUCAGAUCGCACUGCCUGACUUUCACGCCGGCGCCAUGGAGAACUGGGGUCUGGUCACGUACAGGGAAACGGCACUGCUGUAUGACCCCGACAAGUCCGUCAGCAAAGAGAGGGUGGCCGUGGUCAUCUCCCACGAGCUGGCCCACAUGUGGUUCGGAAACCUGGUGACUCUGAGAUGGUGGAAUGAGACGUGGCUCAACGAGGGCUUUGCGUCGUACGUGGAGUACCUGGGAGCAGACUACGCUGAGCCCACCUGGAACUUCAAAGAUCGGGUGGUUCUUUACGACGUGCACAAAGUGUUUGCCGUGGACGCCCUGGCCUCCUCCCACCCGCUGUCCCGCCCGGCAGAGGAGGUCAACAGCCCUGCAGAGAUCAGUGAAAUGUUCAACACCAUCUCCUACAGCAAGGGAGCAGCGGUGCUCAGGAUGCUGUCCGAGUUCCUCACUGAAUCUGUGUUCGCCAAAGGACUCGCUACUUACCUCAAGGCUUUUGCCUUUGACAACACUGUGUCCACAGAUCUGUGGGAUCAUCUCCAGCAGGCAGCUGACAGCACACCAGGUGUUUCGCUUCCACACACCAUCCACGACAUCAUGAACCGCUGGACUCUUCAGAUGGGUUUUCCGGUGGUCACUGUGGACACCCGGACUGGAACUGUCACCCAGAAACACUUCCUGCUGGAUCCGAACUCUGUGGUGGCACAACCAUCACAGUUCAACUACACGUGGUUUGUUCCUGUUAAAUGGAUGAAGAGCGGCGUGGAGCAGCAGCAGUUUUGGCUCCUUCAUAAAACAGACACCCACAGUCCGAUGACGACGUCUGGACAGGACUGGGUGCUGGCAAACACCAACGUGUCCGGAUACUUCAGAGUGAACUAUGACCCCAACAACUGGGACCGUCUCAUCUCCCUGCUGGAUGUCAACCACCAGGCUUUGCCGAUCCUCAACAGAGCACAGCUCAUUGACGACGCAUUCAACCUGGCAAGAGCUGAAAUAGUCAACACGACCCUGGCCCUGAGAACCACAAGGUUCCUGGUCAAAGAGAUGGAAUAUAUUCCCUGGGAAUCUGCUCUGAAUAACCUCAACUACUACAUCUUCAUGUUUGAACGCAGUGAGGUCUACGGAGCCUUACAGGCCUACCUCAAAAAACAAAUCCUGCCGCUUUUUGAGCAUUUCAAGGCGAUAACCGCUAACUGGACGAAAAUACCUGAAGGACAAACUGAGCGUUAUAAUCAGAUUAAUGCUGUUGGAACAGCUUGCCUUGUGGGGGUGGAGGAAUGCAGGGCUCUAACUAAAAGCUGGUUCAGACAGUGGAUGAAGGAUCCAGACCACAACAUGAUCCAGCCCCACUUGAAAACCACAACGUACUGCAAUGCUAUAGCUUUCGGCGGUGUGAAGGAAUGGGAUUUUGCUUGGAAAAUGUUUAAGAACACGACGGUGGCUCCUGAACUCUCUCGGCUCAGGAAGGCCAUGGCCUGCACCAAAACACCGUGGCUUCUCCACAGGUAUCUGGAGUACACCCUGGAUCCUGCUAAGAUUCGAAAACAGGAUGCCCUGUCUACGAUCCAAACCGUCAGCCGAAACGUUGUUGGAAUGCCGCUGGCCUGGAACUUCAUUAGAGAAAACUGGGGCUACCUUUUCCAACAAUAUGGAACAGGAUCAUUUUCCUUUCCCAGACUCAUCUCUGCAGUCACAAGCAGAUUCUGCACGAACGUCGAGUUGCAGGAGCUGAAGAAGUUUAAAGAAGAAAACCUCCAGAGUGGUUUUGGCUCGGCCACGCUGGCUCUGGAGCAGGCCAUCGAGAAAACCACAGCCAACAUCAGAUGGGUGACGCAGAACAAAGCCCACAUGCUGCAGUGGUUUACUGCCGAGUCGACAUGAGUGUCGGCGCGCCUCCUGGAUCACUCAGGAGAGAUUCUGUAAAGCUGUGGUAGAACAUAGAACAGCUGACUGGUGGCAGCAGCCCGUCUGUGAUGUCAUCUCCCGCGUGUAUUGCAACAUUUGUGCUCUAAUGGCAAAUACUGUACAAGAGGUGACCUCAGUCUCACCUCCAGUCUGUGAUUCUUUUAGAUAAUAGAAAUGUAAAUGAACGUCAGAAAACCACUAAUCUGUGCCAUUGUUUGCGUAUUUUAAAGGAGUUACGUUAUCCGCCUGUUCCACGAGUUAGCACGCGACGUGUCCUAACGAUAUAUCAAAACAUUCCAGAUUUUUAAAACUCUCAAGGAAACCAGCUGUUCCUGAGCCUGUUGGCUCCAAGUGGAAAUGAGCUGCUGCUCACCACGCCCACUCCCUGAUGGGGGAGGGGGAGGAUCACAGUGGGCGUUUCAGCCUUGAGUCUGAAACGAGUUUUUUAGGGUCUAAUUUUUGCUUCUUGUCAUAGAGUGUCAAACGUGCACAGCUGUAGAAUUGUGUGACUUUGAGGAUGUUUAACAUGAAAACCAAAUGAUCUGUGAAUGAUAGAUUUAAAAAGACAAACAUAAUUUGCACAGUUUGAUCCCUUUAAAUCAGCCUCUGUCUGUUGUAACCCUGAAGGAUUCCUUAUUUGCACACUUCCCAACUUUUCCUGGAUUCAUUGUAGGAAAGAGGCAAAAUAAAAUCCCUGUUUAAUAAGUUUGGACAGUCCUGUUUUCCAUGACUUUUAC
Messenger RNA from Thalassophryne amazonica, 3799 nucleotides. RefSeq names its product aminopeptidase N-like. Gene Ontology annotation, biological process: proteolysis; peptide catabolic process. Gene Ontology annotation, molecular function: zinc ion binding; metalloaminopeptidase activity; peptide binding. Gene Ontology annotation, cellular component: cytoplasm. Lineage: Eukaryota; Metazoa; Chordata; Actinopteri; Batrachoidiformes; Batrachoididae. The record is from RefSeq and is a predicted model, not a curated record. The transcript is spliced from 21 exons. The coding region runs from base 150 to 3038 and encodes 962 amino acids.